AUGCCAGACGUUAUUUCCAAAAAACUUCCAAACCUUCGAAAAAUCAGCAUGGGGAUUUUAAAAUUCGACAAUAAUAGGGGAAUUCCUGCUGAUUCUCUUUCUUCGCUUAUAAAGCCCGAUGCUUUAAUCUGGUUAUUUACUAAAUUUCGAACAGGUGAAAUUUCAAGUUUUGAAAUCAUCUAUGAAAACGACGAAAGUACUUGGAUGAACUCUAGAGAUGGGACGAAAAGGUCGUUAGACGAUGUUGGGUUUAGUUGUGUGGACUGGGAACCUUUCGCCAGGAGUAGAGGCGCAUACACCAGUUUCAUCGGCGCAGAUAAAAGUUACUUCUGGAUACCAAAUUACACCCUUGGACCGCAGUUUAUACCUGGUACAAGAAUGUAUGGUCUUCUUUUGAAAAUGACGAAACUCAAGAACAAAGAAUUGAUGAAGAGAAGGAGAUAUGUAAGGAAUUGGGACCCGAAAGAAGAAAAGGAAUGGGAGGCUUUGGAAGAGGCGGUAGUGUGGAAAGUGCAGAGUUCGAGAGCUGAGCAGGAGAAUAAGGUAGUCGAGAUGUUGCUCAUGGAGCCUAGAAGAGUUUCUUGGAAUAAUGGGGAUGAGAGGGUACCGGCUUAUACUUGUUGGUGCAGAGAUUGUGGUGGGAGAAGGGGGCCAUAG
This is a messenger RNA of Orbilia oligospora ATCC 24927, 657 nucleotides long. RefSeq lists its product as uncharacterized. The transcript has a single exon. The record is from RefSeq and is a predicted model, not a curated record. Bases 1 to 657 code for a protein of 218 amino acids. Lineage: Eukaryota; Fungi; Ascomycota; Orbiliomycetes; Orbiliales; Orbiliaceae.